Molecule: messenger RNA, 3757 nt
Organism: Ochlerotatus camptorhynchus
Lineage: Eukaryota; Metazoa; Arthropoda; Insecta; Diptera; Culicidae
Exons: 5
Coding region: 597-2849 (750 amino acids)
Source: RefSeq, a predicted model, not a curated record
GGUCGUCGAAGGGUUUUCGCAUCUUGCGGUUCAUUGGGAUAUCUGGAUCCACUCUGAACUAUACUUUGAAACGAGCAGGAAUAGUACAUUCCCACGGGUAUUACGUAAAGAAAGUCGUACGUGCGUGCUUUCGGGGUCGAGACGGUCCCUGCGGGAUAGGCAACACCGCACUUCGUGUGCGUACGGGUGGAAGAUUUUUCCUCGUGAUUGAUUCUCCGCUUCCAUCGCAGAAUCCGGUGUCGUAGUCGUCGCCGUCGCGAGGGUUGCAGCAAUCUAAGGCGAAAACGGGAAGAAUCGUGCGAAAGUGAAUCCCGGUGCUGUGCUGUGAGUUUGUGUGUGCACUUUCGAGUGUGUAGUGGCACGAAGAAGAAGCAAGUGAAAGUGAAGGAAGUAAAGUUGAUUAAGUGAUUUUCCUUUUGCGGUUCAUUUGAGCUUCGGUGCGGUAAUUGGUGAUCUUGGUUCGCCUCUGCCUUCGCGAAAGGGAGACAACGGCGACACGCUUUCUUCGAUAUAUAGCGAGCGAACGAGCGUGGUUUGUGUGCUAUUUUUGGUGUUGUGCGGGCCAGUCUAACUAGAAGGCGUGAACCGAGUCGAGAAUGACGAUGAUGGUGAUGAAGAAUUUGGCGGUUCUCUGUGGACUGUUGCUGUUGCUGGUUGGAGCGGGCGUAAACCCGGGAGUCGAGGCCAGAGCGGUAAACAUCAGCAACACCUGGACGCUGCCGGAGGACGGAUUCCCCGUCUUCUAUCGCUACUUCCGUGACAAAAUUUCCUGGUUCGAGGCGGACGCGGUGUGCCAGUUCCAUCACGCUAAUCUCGUCACAGUGGACAACGGUGUGCAGUUCGAUGCGGCACGGGCCUUCCUCAAAGAGCUGGACGUGACCAAUCCGGUGUGGAUUGGGCUGAUGCGACCGGAAAACUCGGCACGCUUCACCUGGACAAAUGCCAAAACUCUGGACCAAGCAAGCGGUUACUGGGCUGAGGCCCUUCCGGUCAUGGAGACUCCACUGUGCGCCGUAGUGGACCCGGUUCGAGACUUCCGUUGGCAUGCCCUCCGCUGUGGAGGACCAGAAACAGCUGCCUUCCUGUGUGAACUUCCAGUACCGUCGUGGGCCUUGGACUGCACCGUGACGUCGAUGCCUUCGCUGACCGUACAGUACAUGUCGGACAGCGGAGCCGUACAGCUGGCCCGGGACUGCGGCGAGCAGGGCACCCGGCACAUGUCCUGUCAGGGAAAACUCGAUCGGGAUACGAUCCUACAGCAGUUGCAGUGCAGUGAUCAGGAGGUGGAUCCAGCCCAGCUAGCAACCGAGAAUAACCAGCUUCCGGUGGAAGUGGCAGCCGGAGCAGCAGAAAUGGCGGAGCAACAACAGAUGUCGGUUGCUACCAGAAGAACGCUGCUACCGCAGAUCUUGGACCAUGAUAUUCUGACGGUGGUGUCUAACAAUGAUGAGGACAACAACAUUGACGUAAAUCCGAGCCAGAUUGAGGACACUGUGAAGAAUGUGAUCAACAAGUUUAACCUGGCUGAUUUGAUGCAGAACGAUCAGUCGUUGCACAGCGACGAGAUGGAUGGCCAUUAUGACGAACAGGAGAAAGAAGUCAAGAAGUUGGGUGGAAAGAAGUAUUCAUCGAUGUUCGAGAAGAAGGGCAAAUUUGAUAAGAAGGGCGAGAAGAAAGUGGACGAGGAUGAGGAGACGAUGAUGGGUGAUCAGCCGGACGAGACAGAGACACAGCCGAUCGAUAUCGUGCAGCAAGCGAUGAAACCGACGGAAGGUGAUUCGGAUGAGAGUUCGACGUCUGGAGUGGUCGGAAGCUCGACCGAAGGAGCAGCAGCAUCAAGUGAAGCCAUUGUGGUAGAGAGUACUACGGUAGACUCCCGAUUACGCCGAGCAACUGAUGGUGAAACGGUGGAAACAACUGAAGUUCCGACGACUGUUGAAUCUACGACAACGACUACGACUACGACAACUACCAUGGAACCGACUACGAGCAGCACAGCCAGUCACAUUCUUCCAACCACACCUAAGAAGGAAAUAUCCGCCAUCGGAGACCACUUCAUACCGCCAAUGCUUCUUGUGAAGGCUCGCUUCACUUCCACAAAAGCUCAUGUAGACACCACCACCACCACCACUGUGGAACUCCUAACGGAAACUCCUGAGCCUUCGCCGUCCAGUUCGGCUGCGCCAAUUUCGUCAACCGAAGAUCCUACCACUGCAAUUAUGACCGACGAAACCUACGCAGUUUCCGAUAGCGGAAAUGACGUCCAACUUGUUGAGCUAAACGACAAAACCUCGUCCCCAGAGAUUUCCACCUCUACCGAAUCCGACGUCACUACCACCCAUCAGGUCGUAGAAAUAACAUUCGAAGAUAAGGUAAUUUCUUCCAAAAUUGGUACCCUCAGCAUCACGACCCGUCCAUUUACGGCAGGCGAACUCCAGUCAUCGACGGCCGUCCAAAACGCCACAGCCCUCCCGGAAACUGCUUCCACAACUGUAGUUUUGCCAACCACUACUACAACCACGACAACAACUACGACACCUGCUCCAACAACAACGUCAGUCCCAUCAACGACUACGACUCCUUCCACCACCCUAAGACCAACGACCAUCCAGACCGUGACCGAGCACGAACUCCACCAGGACGAUGACGACACUGAUGAUGGUGCCGAUGACCGUCAUGACAGCCACGAGGAAGAGGACAACGAAGCCGAUCAUCACCACGAGGAGCUGCACAACAGUUUUUCCAACAUUGAAAACUUCCAACCGUACAAACCGAACCGGCACCGCAGUCUGACCAAACCGGAAGUGCACAACAACCACGGCAACUAUAUCAAGAAGAUUCUCGGUUGAAACCGAACGCGACGCUAGCAGUAGGCUGCGGAUGCCAUAUGCACUUUCCAUCAACACCGAUGGCUAUUCGAUUGCUUUCCCCGCCCCUCCGGCACCGCAGUGGAAGCAGCAGUAGAUACUAAGCUGACAACUACAAACGUUUGUUUUGAUUUUGGCAGAAAGUAAUAAACUGAAACACUAGUAAAUAGAUACAAAAUUUCUCACUUUUCCCCCCUCCUCAGCAGAAACUAAUCAAAGUAGGCAGUUAGCAGCAGACCUUUUUGCCUGUGAAAGCAGUUUAAACUUUUGACGAAAAGCGCAAACUAACGUUGCAUCAAUCAAUAUCGUUCUUUUUCUUCGAAAAAUUAAACAAAAACAAACAAUUAGCGAACUAGAGAACGCUGUGUAGAGUAGAACUCCCGUUGCAGAAGAAAUGUUUCCCUUUCGGUUAAAACAAUUGCAAAACAAAAACUAUCUUUCACACAGGUUAAUGAAAUUAGAGUUAGAAAAACUAAUACAAAAUACAAAACAAAGAAACACGUUGCCAAUAAUUUGAAAACCCAAUUUAAGUAAAAUAGUAAAACCAAACAAAAGAAAAGAAAAAAAACAAGCAAGAGUUGUGGAAGAGAUUGGAAAACCUUGCGGAUGAAAAUACUAUAAUCAUUAAAAAUUACGAUCUUUAGCCGUGUAAUAACGUUGAUCCAAAUUGAUUUUGACUGCAGUGUCGCAGUUAGCAACCAUUUGCAGCUAUUAACGAAUGCUAAAAUUGUAGCACAAGCUAGAACUUUAGAAAGACGAAGAACGCCAGAACAACAUUAAAAAUUCACACGAUCUUUUCGCACGUGCAAACUCCCAUAAUUAUCGUGGUUAGUUGGUAAGAAAUUUACUGGAAUAAGGAGAUGAUUUUAAUAAAAAUACAUUAAAUUUAA